This is a messenger RNA of Lizanozyma spartinae, 999 nucleotides long. RefSeq names its product Pex19p (gene PEX19). The record is from RefSeq and is a predicted model, not a curated record. The coding region runs from base 1 to 999 and encodes 332 amino acids. Gene Ontology annotation, biological process: protein import into peroxisome membrane. The transcript has a single exon. NCBI's taxonomy places the organism in Eukaryota, Fungi, Ascomycota, Pichiomycetes, Serinales, Debaryomycetaceae. Gene Ontology annotation, cellular component: peroxisomal membrane; peroxisome.
AUGUCUACUGAGAAAUCUAGCACUGUCAGUGAAACUGCUGGAACCCAAGCAGCUGGUGAAGUUGCUGCUGCACCUACUGCAAUUGCAACUGCUACUACCACCGCCACAGAAGAGGAUGAUUUGGACGAUUUGGACGACUUGUUGGAUGAUUUUGCUGAUGAAGUUUUAAGUAAGCCUCCUGGGGCUGCUGCCAGUGGAGUAACAUCAACAGGAGUCGGAGCUGGAGCUGGUAUUAGUACUGCUAGUGAAAAGGGAACUGGUGCUAAUAAAGAUAAUGUUACGCCAUUCAAUACUGAUAUUACUGGACUUUUAAAAGAUUUGAAAAUAGAAGAUCCUGAUACUAAAAAACAAUUUGAAGAACUUGUUAAACAAUUUGAAACAGGUAAGGAAAACGAACUUAAUCAAAUACAAGAUAAAGAUUUUGAUAAUGUGAUGAAGUCAACUAUGGAAAGAUUAAAGAAAUCUGGUGAAACUAUUGACGAACAAUUGAAGAAAGAUCAUUCAAGUACAAAUCCUGAAGAUUUAUUGGCCCAAUUAUUAGCAGGUUAUGAUGGUCCUUCUAAUGAUGGUGAAAACAUGGAUAUGAGUAAAUUAUUAGUUGAAAUGUUGGAACAAAUAUCCUCUAAAGAAGUACUUUAUGAACCUAUGAAAUCUUUGAAUACUGAUUUCCCUCCUUAUUUAGAAAAGAACAAGUCAAAACUUUCCCAGGAAGAAUUUGAAAACUAUACGGCUCAAUAUGAAUUGACACAAAAGAUUGUAUCAAUAUUUGAAAGUCCUGAUUAUAGUGAUUCCGAUAAGCUUAAAAGAGAAGAAGUUAACUCAUUAUUAGAAUCUUUACAGGAUUUAGGUCAGCCUCCAACUGAAUUGACAGGAACAAUGCCAUCAAUCCCUGGGUUAGGUGAUUUAGGAAAAAUGGAUGACCCAUCUCUUGAUUUUAAUGAUAUGGAUAUUCCAAAGGAUUUAGAAAAAGAUUUGGAAGAAAAUUGUAAGCAGCAAUAG